Gryllus bimaculatus (two-spotted cricket) is the source of this 2256-nucleotide messenger RNA. Lineage: Eukaryota; Metazoa; Arthropoda; Insecta; Orthoptera; Gryllidae. The record is from the annotation of a GenBank genome assembly.
AUGAAAUUGCUUAUGUCGUCCAAUAUUCAGGUAUACCAGGACGAGGACGGCGUCGGCGCCGACGGCGAGGGCGAGGACGAGGACGACGGCGACCUGCCCCCCGAGGACGAAGGCGAUCUGGACUACUACCCGGACUCGGAGGCGGUGGAGGAGGAGGAGGAGGAGCGGGCGGGGGCGGACGCGGCGACGCCGGGCCCCGAGCACCGCGGCCGCUUCCACCCGCAGUACGCGCACCUAGCGCAGGCGCGCCCCGGCGCCCACCCGCACAAGAAGCCAGGCACGGAAGCCCUGAACGCGGCGCGCGCGGCCGCCGAGGAGGCGGCGGCGGAGGCGGCGGCGGCGUCCGGCCAGAAGGCGCCGCCGCAGCCGGCGUCCAGGCACAAGCGGGAGAUCGGCGUGGAGCGGCCGCCCGUGCUGGAGGAGAGCUACGGCGUGGCGCCCAACGGCAGCGAGGGCCUGCGCCUCUACGAGACGCUCACGCCCAUGCCGGCGGCGCCCGCGCGGCCGGCGCGCACCCACGCGCUGCCGCAGCCCCCGCGCCAGCAGCUCUUCUCCACGGCGCGCACCAGCCAGGUGGUGCCGCCGCCCGCCGACGCCGGCAGGGUGGUGCGCGUCUACCAGGACCAGGCCCCAGCAGCGCUGCGCUCCGGCGCGGCCCCGCGGCUCAAGAAGAAGUCGGCGGCCAAGAAGACGCUGGGCAGCCUGCGCGACGGCGAGGAGGCGGCGGGGGCGGGCCGCUCGGCGCACGCGCUGCGCCGCCGGCCCGUCUUCGCCGCGCACUACGGCGGCGACGCCUCCUCCUACAAGCUGGGCUCCACCUCGCACUUCGAAGGUAACGGAAAGCUGAGGCAUCCAACCCAAGUGUUUGUCGACUGGUCUCCAGCAAGCUGGAUGGGUCAGUUGAACAUGGACAAAAAAUUCAACCUCCAAGAUGGCGCUGUCACUGUCGCGGAUAGUGGUCUGUACUUCGUGUAUGCUCAGAUCCAUUACUUGGAUAGGCACGACACCAACGGCUUCAGCAUUCUGGUGAACAACGCGUCGGCGCUCCAGUGCACCGUGACGGCCGGGCUGACCGGGGGAGGGGCGGAAGAGCCCAGGUCGAACACCUGCUUCACCGCAGGCGCAAUGUACCUGGGACCAGGAGACCAAGUGUCAGUGCGCGAAGUUGGCAGCCUUCGCUGGACUCUAUUCCAACCGCAGAAGAGCUUCUUCGGGCUUGUCAAACUGGGUCACACUGCUCGCAUUACGUAAAAUGAGCUCUCUAACUCGUGUUUCUAACUCUGACAUUUUUCUUGUCUAAACUUUUUUAAUCUCAAACAACGUAUUACUUAAGAUUAAAUACGAAAGUGAGGUUAGAUAGUGAACUGCUAAUUUGAUGUUUACGAAUGUUCCAAACAAAGAGUACAUUAGUAGAAUGAACACGAUCACUCAAAAAUCUCUGUGCAUUGGAUGCAUUGUUUCAUGUGCGUGGUUAAUGGCUUCAGUGAUAAUCUUUACGUCGAGAUUUGACCAUCAAGAUUUUGAAAGGCAGUUUCUCAUCAUCAUACGUCAAGUUGUCAACUGAGAUUUUUAGGUAAGCAAUAUUUAAUUCAUUAGCAUCAUAUAAUUGUUAUUCAUAGUAAAUGAUCUCGUCUUCUUUGUAUUCAUCAUUCUUUGAGACAAAUAUUCUUGUAGACAACUUACAAUUAAUAUCUUUUUGACUGAUGUGUAUAUUUCUGGUAAAUAUUUUUAUAAAUUUAACUGUAACAUUUGCAUUUUCCUAACACAAAUCUGUAAUAUAGUAUAAUUCUUUUAUAAAAUGUGAAUACUCUUGUGAAGAUAAAUUUAAAUUAGUAGUUCUUAGAUGUUACUAAGAGAAUGUUAAAAUACUCCAAGUCAAUGAUUAUUUUUAUAUUGUAUUUUCUUAUAUUUGUAUUAAAAUUGAGGUGUAGCAGUGUAUGUUAAUAAUGUAGAUGCUUUGUAAAGUAUUGCCCAACGCCUAUGUAAACAGAAAAUCAGUAAAUAUUAUUUAUUUUAUACUACAAGGUCUCUAAUUUUUUCAUCUAGAUCUCUCCCUCAAAAUGGAAUCGUGAAUUCUUCCUAUAUAUUUUCAAUAUUUCAUGAUGAAUUCUUGCAAUUUAUUUUUAAAUUAUUACAUUGUGUCCUAAUCAACUUGGUAGCAGUGCCUUUCAAUAAAUCUGGAAAUCAUCGUAUUCAAUAUAAUCAAGAAAUAUUUUUAAUGUGUAUAAUACGUGAAUAAAUUGAUCACUCAUAUUA